Messenger RNA from Closterium sp. Naga37s-1, 1844 nucleotides. Lineage: Eukaryota; Viridiplantae; Streptophyta; Zygnematophyceae; Desmidiales; Closteriaceae. The record is from the annotation of a GenBank genome assembly.
AUGGCGCUUGCGUUGCGAAGUCCGAGUCGCGCAGCCUCCACGUGCAUUUUCCUCCUCGCAACAGCACUCUUUUCCAGCAGCGACCACUUCGCACAAAUUUCCACCGCUGACGCCGCUGCGGACUCCGCUGAAGGCGGCGGUGGCGGCGGCGGCGGCGCUGCCGCCAUUUCCCUUCCCGAGUCGCUCUCCUCCUACUCCAACUUGGCGUUGCUCGAUCCGCGCCUCGAGCUCCAUUGGACCGUCAACGACAGCGAUGCGACUAUCCGAUUGGCGGUUCGAGCUAACACGGCAGGAUGGCUCGCUAUAGGCAUCUCCGAGAUUGGCUCCAUGGUUGGCUCAGACGUGCUCGUGGCGUGGGUGGCGGAAAAAGAGGGACGCGUGUACGCCACGGAUUGCUUCAUCUUCAACACCAACACCGAACCCACACUAGACUCCAACCAAGACUGGCACGUGCUGGGCGGCAGUCAAACCACAAAUCAAUCCACGGGCGACACGUGGACCACCGUGCACGUGUGGCGCCGGCUGGACACGGGCGACUGCAACGACCGCCCUAUCAUCUCCGGGAAGCUUCACAACAUCAUCUGGGCGACAGGCCCCACAGAUGACGUCAGCUAUCAUGGCUCCACACGAGGGGGUGCCGCCCUGGUGCUCGCUCCUACCCCUGGCCCCACCAUUCUUGAACCCCCACAACCGCCCUCAACCGCUUCUGCCGCUGCUGUGUUUAAAUCGAUUCGAGGUUCUGGGCGUUUGGCCGUACAACAGAAAGCAGUGGGGGGGGAGGAGGCUGAGGCGCGCGUGCUUGAGUUUACUGUGAAGGAUUAUCCUGUCCCCAUGGACCGCUCCUCCUACCGCUGCAUGGUGAUAGACGCGCCUCUGGAGAGCAAGCAGCAUGCGGUGGAGUGGGGGCCGGUCAUCAACACCACCCAUGUCUCCUCCCUCCACCACGCCUUCCUUUAUGGCUGCUCCUCAGAGGAGUACCCAGACCUUCUCCCAGCGGGAAUGGUCUUUGACUGUGUGGGGAGGGCCCCUUGCAGCACGUUCGUGGCUGUGUGGGCAUGGGGAGGGCGCCCCUUCACCUUCCCCCACAACAUCGGCUACCCCAUCGGCCCCGGCUACUUCACCAAGUUUGUGCUAGAGAUGCACUAUGCAAAUCCUGAGGGUCGCAGCGACAUGAUCGACAGUUCCGGGGUGUACCUAAAACUGGCGGCAUCGCCGGGUUUCAAGGACGCUCACAUCAUGAAGGUCGGCAUGGUGGACCACACCCGGCUCAUCCGCAUCCCCCCCGCCAUGCCCUCUUGGACUCACUCCAAUUCCUGCCCGGGCGAGUGCACUGCUGCGGUGUUUAAGAAUGAGAGUGUGAAGAUCAUUGGGUCGAUCCUCCACGAGCAUAACAUUGGCCGCCAGAUGUACUUAAAUGUGCUCAGGGGGGGCAGAACGGUUACAAACAUCAACCGCAUUGACUACUAUGACUAUGCAUCGCAGCAGACCAUGCCGGUGCAGCCCGAGUUUGAGCUGCUGCCAGGGGACGAGAUCCGCACCACCUGCGUGUGGGACUCCACCUCUCGCUCCGACGUAACGGUGGGAGGGCCAGCAGCUGAGAAUGAGAUGUGUGUGGCAUACCUUGUUUACUACACCGCAACGCAGGGCCGAGACAUGCAUGCAUGCUACACAGUGUGUGGGGCGAUGGACAGCGGCACACUCUCUCUAGACCCCAGUCGCCGAGACCUCUCCACACAUUACGUCUGUGGGCGGGGGCACAGCCCGAUUAUUCCCACCAACAAGCCGUGCGCCGCCAGCUUUGGGAGGAACAGUCCUGUCACCGUCCUCCAUGGCUGCCCCACUCA